Molecule: messenger RNA, 1499 nt
Organism: Mucor mucedo
Lineage: Eukaryota; Fungi; Mucoromycota; Mucoromycetes; Mucorales; Mucoraceae
Product: GPI-anchored wall transfer protein 1
Exons: 5
Coding region: 80-1456 (458 amino acids)
Biological process (GO): protein localization to plasma membrane; GPI anchor biosynthetic process
Cellular component (GO): membrane; endoplasmic reticulum
Molecular function (GO): glucosaminyl-phosphatidylinositol O-acyltransferase activity
Source: RefSeq, a predicted model, not a curated record
GUUGUCUGAAGUUUAAAUUUAUCAUUCUAAAGUAUAAAAAAUAAAUAAAGACUUUUAUUUUUCUGGGCCGGUGAAAAGAAUGGAGAUGACAGAGGAAGCUUACAAACUAGCUAAGGAAGCUCAUGUCGCGAAUUGCACGGGUGGAACUAUCAAUGAAGUUAGCAUGGUGUGUGGCUCGAUUGUAAGCUCCCACAUGUUAUGGAUAGCCUUGGCUCGCUCGAAAUGGAUAAACACAGAUUCCUUUUUACCUCAGUUUAUAAUCUAUGUCUUACCCGUACUCUCAUGUUUGACAUUGGCAUCCGAUUAUGCAAGCUGGGUUACGAUUGGCAUGGGAACAAUCUCGUUAAUCAUUUCGUGGUCGAUUUCUGAUGCAGAAGACAGCAAAGUAACGCCUUCCAACUAUAAACCUUUUUUGACUGUAUAUCGUGCAGGCACAAUGAUUUCGACGUGUAUUGCUAUAUUAGCGGUGGAUUUUCAAUUCUUUCCGCGUCGUUUCGCCAAAGUAGAGACGUUUGGUACAUCAUUGAUGGAUGCAGGUGUAGGGUCGUUUGUGUUUUCAUCGGGUGUUGUUGCGGCUCGAGGUUACAUCAACCAGAACAAUCAAAGUGUAUUGACACAAAUGAUAAAAUCAAUCCGAUCAGCAUUUCCUAUCUUAGCUUUAGGGUUUGCUAGAUUGUUUCUUACGAAAAGUGUAAAUUAUCAAGAACACAACUCAGAAUAUGGACUCCAUUGGAAUUUUUUCUUUACAUUGGGAUUCUUACCACCAUUUGUUACCUUACUUGGAUUUUGUAGAAAGAUGGUGCCAUUUUCUAUAUUAGGAUUACUGACGGCUGUGAUAUAUCAAGUUAGUCUAUGUCAAGGGCUCCAGGAAUGGAUCUUAAACGCACCUCGAGUAGAUUUAAUCAGCGCUAAUAAGGAAGGCAUUUUUAGUUUUUUCGGGUAUCUGAGUAUCUUUUUGUUAGGUCUUGAUUGUGGGGUCACUAUAUUCAGAAAUGAUAUAUCUCAAAGUAGAUUGUCUCGCUGGCUAGGAAUUAAUGAAAAGCCAGAGAUCAAGCAAACGACAGUACACUUGUUCUCAUUCAGUGCCCUCAUGUGGGUAUUAUUUUAUAGUUGGGUGUACAUGUAUCCGGAUUAUUAUGUGUCACGUAGAAUGGCUAAUUUACCUUAUAUACUCUGGGUCAUUGCCUUCAAUACGUCUUUGAUUUCUUGCCUCGUAUUGGUAGAAUCAAAAAACGGUGUUAGUGGGAGAGGGCCACCCAUGCUGGAAGCCGUCAAUAUCAAUGGACUAUUUACAUUUUUAUUGGCAAAUAUCUUGACAGGCAGUAUUAACUUGAGCAUGAGGACCAUUUAUGCCGACGAUUUCAUUUCUAGCCUUGUCAAUGUUUUGUAUAUGCUCAGUGUCAUGAUAUUACCUUGGAUAAUGUGGAGACGAUAUAAAUUAAGAAUAAAGUUCUGAGUUUUGUUUAAAUAAAAAAAAAAAAAAUAUUUUCUUUUUGCCA